AUGAUUACAUCUACAAGAAGAUCUUUUGUCCUCUCAAAAGGAUCCACUGUUAUUCUCUCCAAAUCCAAUUCGAAACCUUUCGUAAACAGUUUCCUCAUGGAACCGCUCAUUGUCUGCUCUCGAACUUUCUACCAAAACAUUGUCAAGCAAAAUCACGAACAAACUCAAGAGAAAUCCUUCCAACAAACUCCUCUAACCAUCAACCCAACCUCUUCCUCAACCGAAACUAAGGAGAAUCCACCAAUCAAAAAGACUCUCCUCGAAAAAAUCAAAGAAUUCAUCAAGAAUUACGGAGCUACAGGUUUAAUCUUUUACUUUUCUCAAUACUUUGCAACAUUGGGUUGUUUGUACUUGUUAUUCCAGAAUGGAUUAUUGCCAACAAGAGCAGUGAUGGAAUAUUUAAUUCAGUUGAAUCUCAUUGAUGCCACAAAAAUCGAUCAAUCGGAAAAGUAUGCUAAUUUUGCAGUGGCUUACAUUGUGAAUCGUCUGUUGGAACCUUUUAGAUUAAUUGCCACUUACAAGUAUGCUCCAAAAAUUCAAAAAUUGAUUAGACAUUUAAGGAAAUAG
Molecule: messenger RNA, 567 nt
Organism: Naegleria gruberi
Lineage: Eukaryota; Heterolobosea; Eutetramitea; Acrasida; Naegleriidae
Exons: 1
Coding region: 1-567 (188 amino acids)
Cellular component (GO): mitochondrion
Source: RefSeq, a predicted model, not a curated record